This is a messenger RNA of Acanthamoeba castellanii str. Neff, 2058 nucleotides long. RefSeq lists its product as uncharacterized. The transcript has a single exon. Gene Ontology annotation, molecular function: lipid binding. Bases 1 to 2058 code for a protein of 685 amino acids. Lineage: Eukaryota; Discosea; Longamoebia; Acanthamoebidae. The record is from RefSeq and is a predicted model, not a curated record.
AUGGCCGACCAAGUGCCCUCCAACGCCGAGAUCCAGAAGACCGCCGAGAGCGUCAAGCAGGAGAUCGAGGUCACCAAGAUGGAGACCGAGGGCCUCACGGGAGUGGGCGAGAAGCUGCUCGAUGACGCCACCAAGGUGGUCGACAGCGCCGAGCGCCUCGUGCUUGAGAAGAACCAGGGCGACAAGCUGCAGAAGCUGGCCAAGGAAGGCGAGAAGGCCGCCGAGGAGCUCAAGGAGCAGGCCGAGCGACUCAAGCGCAUGCAGGCCGACACUAUCAACCAGAUCGACUCGGACCGCAUCAAGGACCUGGCCAACCGGCUCAUCGAGACGGCGCGCCUGGCCGGCAUGGAGAUCAUGUCGUCGCCCAGCUUCCGCCAGACCAUCAACGACAUGGUGAACCUGCUGGGCGACAUCGUCUCCGACUCGGUGCAGGACACCGGCAGCAGCACGGGCUCGGGCGCCAUGGCCAUCGACACCACGCGGCUCGAGGAGAAGGCCAAGGGCACGGCGCGCGAGCUCAAGGAAUCCGAGUCGCUGGGCGAGGCCAAGGCCAAGGCCCAGCGGGCCGCCGGCGAGGCGCAGGCCGCCGCGCGGGACCUGGCCGGCCGGGCGCAGGAGAAGGCGCAGGCCGUGACGGGCGAGAUCCAGCAGCGGGCCGAGAAGCCGGCGCAGCGCCUGGCGCGGGGCGAGGGCGAGCAGACACAGAACCUGAAGGAGACCGUCGAGGGCGCCGUCAACCCGGUGCUCGAGUCGGUGGGCGCCGGCAAGCGGGUCAAGAUCAGCAAGGCCCAGCUGGACAGCCUGUGGGGCCGGUUCGUGGCGCUCAUGCGCGAGAUCACCGAGCGCGAGCGGAGCAAGCGCGUGUUCAACGGCCUCCUGGAGCUGCUGCGCCUGGUGCGCGACCAGGCGCGCGAGGUGGCCGAGCAGACCGGCGAGCAGGUGCAGGACGUGGGCGACGAGCUGCGCAACAGCAAGCACCUGCGCCGGUGCCUGCAGCUCUCGCGCGAGCUCUUCGAGUCGUUCACCAACAAGAAGCUCGACAAGCUCAUCCUCAACACCAACGGCAUCAUCGAGAUCAUCAACCGCGACCCGGCCGUGCGCGCCUACUUUGACGACCUGCGCGACUACAUGGCGCGCAUCCUCGAGCACCCGGAGCUGCUCAACGACGACGCCGCCAUCGAACGCGGCCGCGGCCUCAUCGAGCGCGGGCGCGAGCUGCACGAGGAGAAGCUGUACGGCCACGUGGCCAUGAUCUCGCGCGAGCUGCGCGGCAUCGUCGAGUCGGUGGAGCAGGACCCGGCCACGAUGCGCCUGCGCGAGGCCAUGCGCACCCUCGUGGGGGACCUCAUGCUCGACGCCUCGGGCAACUUCGUGUACAAGCCCGAGGUGCUCGACCAGCUCAAGGUCAUCAUCGUCAACUCGGUCGUGGAGCGCCUCAAGGUGCCCCUGCCCACCAUCAGCGUCGAGGGCAAGGACUUGGACUUUGAGGUGUCGGGCCUCGUGCUCAACGUGAGCGACGUCAUCCCGGAGCGCGUGCUCAUCGAGAGCCGCGGCAAGGUGCUCCUCGACCCCAAGCAGAUGGAGAUCGAGGGCGCCGCGCACGGGCUGCGCAUCACCAUGAACAACAUCAACAUCCACAUGCCCGACGCCCACCUCUGGUUCCGCCGCAAGUCCUUCCCCAAGGUCGAGGACGAGGGACGCGCCUCGCUCGACGUCGGCGGCCGCGGCCUCGACCUCAUCAUCACCCUCCGCACCCUCGCCAAGCCCCCCAACUUCUUCCGCGUGCAGCAGGUCGAGUGCAACGUCCACAACCUGGCCCUCUCGCUCAGCGACACCCGCCACGACUUCCUCUACAACUCGCUCCUCAAGAUGUUCUCCGGCACCGUCAAGAACGACAUCGAGUCCGCCAUCGAGGACAACAUCCGCGGCAACCUCGAUCAGCUCAACGUCCUCCUCAAGCACCAGUGGGAGAAGGCACAGCUCUCCGGCCAGCCCCUCCAGGAGUCCAUCCGCGCCGGCGUCGAGAAGGUCCAGAAGACCAUCGGCACCGUCGUGUAA